Messenger RNA from Manihot esculenta (cassava), 5789 nucleotides. Its product is annotated as formin-like protein 20. NCBI's taxonomy places the organism in Eukaryota, Viridiplantae, Streptophyta, Magnoliopsida, Malpighiales, Euphorbiaceae. The coding region runs from base 538 to 5007 and encodes 1489 amino acids. The transcript has 17 exons. The record is from RefSeq and is a predicted model, not a curated record.
AUAUAGGUGUCUUAAUUUUGUCUUUCAGUCCACUGCGCUUCUCUCUUUAUUUCCAUUCCCUUUUAUUUCUCUCCCCAUUUGAUUUUGCUUGAUCUUAAUUCUUACAAGAAAAUUUCUCAAUUUCCCUAGAAAAAAAAUUUUAUCAUCAUUUUCACCUUCAUCCUCUCUACUGUCACUUCGUCCUGUACACAUUCACUUAUUUCUCUCUCUCUUUAAAUUAUCUAAUUUCAACUCUUCACAUUCAUUCAAUAUGUUAUAGCAAUUGCCUUCAAGUUUCCUUUUUAAUCUUCCUCAAGUUUGGCCGGAGAUUAGAGAUUUUGUCAUUGUGCCUGAUUUCUUUGAUUCGUGGCGAGUUUUUCUUCUAUCAGCUUUUGAAUGUUGGAGGAAUAUUGUUGAAUUUCGGGGCGCUUUGAGGUCUCGGUUUGCUGAGUUGGAGAAUAUUGGGAUCUGCUGUGAAUUUGACGUCAAUUGUGACAUUUUCUGUGAUAUUAUCAAUCAACGGUUUGGAUCCGAUCGGGGGAGAAACAGCGCCAUCAGAUGGCGCUGUUCAGACGCUUCUUUUACCGGAAGCCGCCGGAUCGGCUUCUUGAGAUCUCUGAGAGAGUUUAUGUGUUUGAUUGUUGCUUCUCCACUGAUGUGUUGGAAGAAGACGAGUACAAAGUGUACUUGGGUGGCAUUGUGGCACAAUUGCAGGAUCAUUUUCCUGAUGCUUCCUUCAUGGUGUUUAACUUCAGAGAAGGGGACAGACGGAGCCAAAUAUCAGACAUAUUAUCUCAAUAUGACAUGACAGUCAUGGAUUAUCCUCGUCAAUAUGAAGGAUGUCCUGUGCUUCCUCUGGAGAUGAUCCACCACUUCCUUCGGUCUAGUGAAAGUUGGCUGUCCUUGGAGGGGCAGCAAAAUGUGUUGUUAAUGCACUGCGAGAGAGGAGGAUGGCCUGUGCUUGCAUUCAUGCUUGCAGGUCUUUUGUUAUAUCGGAAACAGUAUAAUGGGGAGCAGAAGACUCUUGAAAUGAUCUACAAGCAAGCUCCUAGAGAACUUCUGCACCUUUUGUCUCUUUUAAAUCCACAUCCUUCCCAACUAAGAUACCUUCAGUACAUUUCUAGGAGAAAUUUGGGUACUGAUUGGCCUCCAUCUGAUACGCCCUUGGUGUUAGAUUGCUUGAUGCUCAAGGCCCUUCCAUUGUUUGAGGGUGGAAAAGGCUGCAGGCCAGUUGUACGGGUUUAUGGUCAGGACCAUUCAAAACCCGCUAACAGAACUUCUAAGCUUCUAUUCACGAGUUCAAAGACAAAAAAACAUGUUCGACAUUACCAAAAGGAAGAGUGUAUGCUAGUGAAAAUAGAUAUCCGAUGCCGUGUUCAAGGUGAUGUUGUUCUUGAAUGCAUCCAUUUGGAUGGCGAUCUUGUUCACGAGGAGAUGAUUUUUAGAGUUAUGUUUCAUACAGCAUUUGUUAGAGCAAAUACUUUGAUGCUACGUCGUGAUGAAAUUGACACUAUGUGGAAUGCCAAGGACCAAUUUCCAAAGCACUUUAAGGCAGAGGUACUUUUUGCGGAUGGUCAUACUUCCAUCGUGCCUAAUCUCUCCACACUCAGAGCAAAUGAAGAUGGGAAUGAGGCUGAAAGUGCUUCGCCUGAUGAGUUUUUUGAGGCUGAAGAGAUAUUCAGCAAUGCGAUAGACACACAAGAAGCAAAAGGGCAUUAUGACACUCAUUCAGACCAUGACAAUUUGUCGGUAGAUGUAGAACAUAAAGAAGUCUUUAGGGAUACAUUUGAUGAUAGGAGUCACAAAGAGGCUAAAAAUAUGGAUUUUAAUGUUGAUGCAGUGAAGGACAUAGCUGUGGAUGAUGUGAAAUACAAGAUGGAUGAGAUGGUAUAUCCUGAUCUUCAAGCAGUGAAAGACAUAGCUGUGGAUGAUGGGGAUCUGAAGAUAGAUUCCAUGGUUGCUGUUGAUACAUUGAGAAACAAUGCAAUAAAGGAACUGGAUGAAGAUGGGAGGGGAGAUUUCAAAGAGAUGGAAGCUAAAGCUAAUGGAGAAACCAAUACUACAGAGAUUUUACAAUCCAUACUUCCACAGCUAAAGUUGAGUGUUGAUGUUGGUAGACAAAAACCUGAGAAGGCAGUGCCAACCGCACCUAGGAGCAUGAAACCUGUUGGUGCAGAUUCAACUGCAGUGAAAGAAAAUAUCAAACAACCCGAGCCUCAUGGAACUAAUGGGAAACAAGCGAGGCCAAAUACUGUACCUCGUUGGGUGCCCCCUAAUAAAGCUCCUUUUGCCAAUUCAAUGCAUGUAGCACAUCCUCCAUCCAGAUACAAUAGUGCACCACCUGCUCUUGCCUUUUGUGCUUCCCCUAAGGAUUCUAAUGUGGAUGCCCAUGCAAGGACUUCUCCUGAUGAUGAUGCUGCUGCUGGAGAUCUAGCUUCUUAUGAGCCUUCUUCCUCUCCAGUAGUAGCAGCACAUCUUUGCUCAGCAAAAGUUGUGCCUCCUUGUUCCACAACUUUACCUCGGCCUCCACCUCCUCAUUCUAGCAAUGCAUUUUUGCCUAAGACUUCAGUUAAAGUGCCACCUCCACCUCCACCUCCACCUCCCUCAUCACUUGUGAGGCAGAAUGUAGAGAUAGUUUCACACCAUGAAUCCCCUGCACCCCCUCCGCCGCCUCUUCCCCCUUCAUCUAAUAGGCAGAAAAUUGGAGUGGUGUUACGUCCUGCACCUUCUUCACUCCCUUGGAAGUCCCUUUUUAGUUCAGUUGUCCUUGCUUCAAGUGUUCCACCUCCACCAGCACCAUCGGCACCACGACCUCCUCCUCAUCAUUAUGUUACAGAAACAGUUCCAAAGGUUGGAGUUGGAAUUCCAUCUCCACCUCCACCUCCACCUCCACCUAUGGUGGGUACUGCACUGCCGCCGCCACCACCUCCUCCUCCUCCUCCUCCUCCUCCUUGUGGAGCUCCACCUCCACCAUCAUUACGAGAAUAUGGAGCUCCUACUCCACCACCACCUCCACCGCCUCCACCGCUGCAUGAAGGUACUCCUUCCCCACCUUUUGCUCUUUCAUCUGGAUCUCCACCACCCCCACCACCUCCUUCAUUUGGAGCUCUACUGCCCCCACCACCUUCUCCUUCACGUGGAGCUCCUCCACCGCCUCCAAUAAGUGGCCCUCCACCGCCUCCUCCUUUGCAUGGUGCCCCACCUCCAGCACCUCCACCUUUGUGUGGUGCCCCACCUCCACCACCUCCUCCCUUGCAUGGUGCCCCACCUCCACCACCUCCUCCUGAGUGUGGAGCCCCACCUCCCCCUCCACCUCCACCUCUAGGGUGUGGAGCCCCACCACCACCACCUCCUCCACCUCUAGGGUGUGGAGCCCCACCACCACCACCUCCUCCACCUCUAGGGUGUGGAGCCCCACCACCACCACCUCCUCCACCUCUAGGGUGUGGAGCCCCACCACCACCACCUCCUCCACCUCUAGGGUGUGGAGCCCCACCCCCACCACCUCCUCCAGGAUAUGGAGCCCCACCCCCACCACCUCCUCCAGGAUAUGGAGCCCCAUCGCCACCACCUCCUCCAGGACAUGGAGCUCCACCGCCACCACCCCCACCCGGAGGAGGAGGUGGCCCACCUCCCCCACCUCCUCCUGGAGGGCAUAUUCCUGGCCCUCCUGGUCCACCUGGACCUCCAGGUGUUGGACCCCCUCCACCUCCCCCAUUAGGUGGCAAAGGAGCUGUAACUGAUACAAGAGGCUUAGCUUCUGGAAGAGGCCGUGGACGGGGAUCAACUGCCACAGCAUCUAGAAGAUCGUCCUUAAAGCCUCUGCACUGGAGCAAAGUGUCAAGGGCACUACAAGGAAGUUUGUGGGAGGAGCUGCAAAGACAUGGGGAGCCCCAAAUUGCACCAGAAUUUGAUGUGUCAGAGAUAGAGACCCUUUUCUCUGCAACAGUUCCCAAACCUGCUGAUUCAGGAGGCAAAGGCGGAAGACGCAAAUCUGCUGCAGCCAAAACUGACAAAGUUCACCUGGUUGACCUGAGGAGGGCCAACAAUACAGAAAUUAUGCUUACAAAAGUUAAGAUGCCACUGCCUGACAUGAUGGCUGCGGUCCUAGCAAUGGAUGAAUCAGUAUUAGAUGCUGAUCAAGUGGAAAAUCUUAUCAAAUUCUGUCCUACUAAGGAGGAGAUGGAACUUCUCAAGGGGUAUACUGGUGACAAGGAGACCCUGGGAAAGUGUGAACAGUUUUUUCUGGAGCUGAUGAAAGUGCCUCGUGUUGAGUCGAAAAUGAGAGUGUUUUCUUUCAAGAUUCAGUUCGGCUCUCAGAUAACAGAAUUUAAAAAGAGCUUAAACAUGGUAAACUCUGCUUGUGAUGAGGUUCGGAAUUCUGUCAAGUUGAAGGAAAUUAUGAAGAAGAUUCUUUAUUUAGGGAAUACAUUGAACCAAGGAACUGCAAGGGGUUCAGCAGUUGGGUUCAAGCUGGACAGUCUUUUAAAACUUACUGAUACACGUGCUUGCAACAGCAAGAUGACACUUAUGCAUUACCUUUGCAAGGUACUUGCAUCAAAGUCACCAGCGCUUCUAGAUUUUCACCUGGACCUUCUUAGCAUUGAAGCUGCAACGAAGAUACAAUUGAAGUCUUUAGCAGAAGAAAUGCAAGCUAUAAUCAAAGGACUAGAAAAACUAAAACAAGAGCUGGCAGCAUCAGAGAAUGAUGGUCCUGUAUCUGAAGUUUUCCGCAAGACACUGAAAGAAUUCAUUUCUGUUGCUGAGACGGAGGUGACGUCUGUGACAAAUCUAUAUUCUGUUGUGGGUAGAAAUGCAGAUGCGCUUGCACUAUAUUUUGGUGAGGAUCCAGCUCGUUGCCCAUUUGAGCAAGUUACAGCAACUCUAUUAAAUUUUGUGAGGUUGUUCCGGAAAGCCCAUGAAGAAAAUUUGAAACAAGCUGAAUUGGAAAAGAAGAAAGCCGAGAAGGAUGCUGAAGUGGAGAAAACGGAGAAAGCGAAGGGAGGAAGUCCUACAAAACAAGAGUGAAAAAUAGCUCUGCAUAUAUAUGUUGCUUCCCCUACACAGCAGUUUGUGCUCCGCGCUGCACAGCAGACUUAUGCUGCAUUGUUUUUUGGUCAUUGUCGGCCAAAAAAAUGCUGCUGAGGACCUCGGGUCCACCAUUCAGUGUGAAGUAAGCCUCACAAGGUGAUGUAGGCAAAGGUAUAAAGAUAUUUCCUGAGGCUUGUGGAGCUUAAAGCAUCCAAAAGGCUGAUUUGAUCAGAUGCUGAUCAAUGAUUGAUGAGGUGAACGCGGUAGAUGUUACACAGAUCAUAUUUUUGCCAAAUAGAAUGGUUACAUUUGCUGACAUAGCAAAUGUUCACUGCACAGUUUAUUUAGUUGAUGGAUAUGGCCCCAUAGCGUGGGUUAAUCCUUCACUACGAGUGCGGACAGGAGAUUUGGUUUCUGGCUUUAAUCAUUUGGUUUGGUGGAGUUUCUUCAGCACCAGAGCAAAGCGGAUGCCUCGAGUAAUGUAAAGCACAAAGCCUGUCUGUAGCAUGAGACCAUGUACAAAGCUCUAACCCACUUCCCUAACGUUAGAUUCAAUUCUUUUCUUGUAACAUAUAAAUAGGGUUGCCUUUUCCUUUCAGUUCAUUGUUUUGUUUCUAAUUGAAAUUUUGUCCUAACCCGCCCCGAAAUGUUGUAUAGGUGUUCAGGUUCAGAUAGAGCAAUUAUAAGACGGGUUGCUUGUAGUGUAAUUGUAUUAUAACCUCCAAAUAUAGGUUGCUGAUUGAAAAUUAUUUUUCCUCGAUUUACUUCGGUUAUUACCA